This is a messenger RNA of Staurois parvus, 326 nucleotides long. NCBI's taxonomy places the organism in Eukaryota, Metazoa, Chordata, Amphibia, Anura, Ranidae. The record is from the annotation of a GenBank genome assembly.
GAACAGUUUGGGAAUAGCCCCUUCCUGUUCCAACAUGACUGCACACCAGUGCACAAAGCAAGGUCCAUAAAGACUCAUGUGACCAGUUUCUCUGUUUAAAGCAGUGUUUCUCAACUCCAGUCCUCAUGGACCCCCAACAGGUCAUGUUUUCAGGAUUUCCAUUAUUUUGCACAGGUGAUUUGAUCAGUUUCACUGCCUUAGUAAUUACCACAGCUGUUUCAUCUGAGGGAAAUCCUGAAAACAUGACCUGUUGGGGGUCCAUGAGGACUGGAGUUGAGAAACACUGGUUUAAAGGAUAGUAUAACUAAGAAUCUAUCUUUACAACA